Messenger RNA from Chrysochloris asiatica (Cape golden mole), 3999 nucleotides. It is a transcript of the gene RBM20, whose product is annotated as RNA binding motif protein 20. Gene Ontology annotation, cellular component: nucleus. The coding region runs from base 1 to 3999 and encodes 1332 amino acids. The transcript is spliced from 17 exons. The record is from RefSeq and is a predicted model, not a curated record. NCBI's taxonomy places the organism in Eukaryota, Metazoa, Chordata, Mammalia, Afrosoricida, Chrysochloridae. Gene Ontology annotation, molecular function: zinc ion binding; mRNA binding. Gene Ontology annotation, biological process: regulation of RNA splicing.
AUGGCGCGCUCUGGCCCAGGCAUCCAAAACAUUUUCCCUGUUUCUCCCGGUUGCCUGUCCUUCAAAAGCGCAGGAGUCCUGGGGGUUCCGGCCUUUGGCCCCGCGGGAAUCCAGGCGCCCGGCAGCGGGCGAAUUGACAGGGCUCCUGCAGCUGGAAGGUGCGGGUCCCGCGCACCUAGGACUCGGAAACCCGCGGACGCUCUGGGCGCGCUCUGUCCAGUAGGGCAGGAGCAGUGCCAGGCUGCGCGCGCCGCCCCCGGGGACAGCCCCAGGCCGCCGGUUCCCGAGAGAAGCUUCGAGCGCAGUAGCGGGCCGGCGAGCCUCAUGCGGAGCGGUGCGCGGCUGAGCGUCCGACACUGGAGCCCUAGGGGCCACCUCGAGACGGGGCCAGUGUCGCAGUGCCUGGUGCCGGCCGAAGCCAUGAGCCAGGACGUGGACCCCAGCGGCCCGGAGUCAGCAGACAGAGAUGCCCGCAGCGUGCCCGGCGCUUCGGCGCCCCAGCCGCCCCCGGGCUCGCGAGGGAUGCAGCCACCGCCGCCGCCCCCAGCCGGCCUACCCCAGAUCAUCCAAAAUGCCGCCAAACUCCUGGACAAGAACCCAUUUUCGGUCAGUAACCCGAACCCUCUGCUUCCAUCUCCUGCCAGUCUCCAGCUGGCUCAACUGCAAGCGCAGCUUACCCUCCACCGGCUGAAGUUGGCACAGACAGCUGUCACCAACAACACUGCCGCUGCCACAGUCCUGAACCAGGUACUCUCCAAAGUGGCCAUGUCCCAACCCCUGUUUAACCAGCUGAGGCAUCCAUCUGUCAUCAGCGCCCCCCACAGCCAUACUGGGGUGCCCCAACAUGCUGCCACCAUGCCCAGUGCCCGAUUUCCCUCGAACACAAUUGCCUUCUCAUCCCCCGGCCAGACCCGAGGCCCAGCGCCUUCUAUGAACCUUCCCAGCCAGCCCCCCAGUGCCAUGGUGAUGCAUCCUUUCAGCGGGGUCAUGCCACAGACCCCUGCCCAGCCAGCUGUCCUCUUGGGUAUUGGCAAGUCUGGGCCCGCUCCUGCUACCGCAGGAUUCUACGAAUACGGUAAAGCCAGCUCUGGCCAGGCAUAUGGCUCUGAGACAGACGGUCAGCACAACUUCCUGGCAGCCUCGGCCUCUACCUCGGGCAGUGUGAACUAUGAGGGGAACUAUAACCACACAGGGCAAGAUGGCCAAACUGCUUUCCCAAAAGACUUCUACGGGCCCAGCGCCCAAGGUUCGCAUCUGUCAGGUGGACUUUUGAUUGAGCAGGCAGGGGGCUUGAAAGGUGAAGUGGGCCCACUGCUGCAGGGCACAAACAGCCAGUGGGAGAGCGCCCACGGAUUAUCUGGCCAAAGCAAGCCUGAUCUUACAGCAGGCUCCAGUUUAUGGACUCCGCCCCUCAGUCAGCCCUAUGAGUUGUACGACCCCGAGGAGCCCACCUCAGACAGGACCCCACCUUCCUUCGGGGGCCGGCUUACCAACAGCAAACCGGGUUUCAGCGGUGCCCGGCGACGGGCCAAGGAGGAGCCAGCGGUUCUGUCUGUGCGGCCCCUGCAGGCACAAGAACUGAAUGACUUUCAUGGCGUGCCCCCCCUCCACCUGCCACAUACCUGUAGCAUCUGCGACAAGAAGGUGUUUGACUUGAAGGACUGGGAGCUACAUGUGAAGGGGAAACUGCACGCUCAGAAAUGCCUCGUCUUCUCGGAAAAUGCUGGAGUCCGGUGUGUCCUUGGCUCUGCAGAGGGCACACUGUGUGCCUCCCCCAACAGCACAGCCGUGUACAGCCCCGCCGGGAACGAAGACUACACCUCAAAUCUCGGAGCAUCGUAUGCAGCCAUUCCAGCGAGGUCAUUUCCUUCGGCUUCCCCGGGGACAAAUUUCGCACAGCAGAAAGUGGGCGCUGGCCGUGUGGUGCACAUCUGUAAUCUCCCGGAAGGAAGCUGUACUGAGAACGACGUCAUUAACCUGGGGCUGCCCUUUGGGAAGGUCACUAAUUACAUCCUCAUGAAGUCCACUAAUCAGGCCUUUUUAGAGAUGGCUUACACAGAAGCUGCCCAGGCGAUGGUCCAGUAUUACCAAGAAAAAUCUGCUGUGAUCAAUGGUGAGAAGUUGCUCAUUAGGAUGUCCAAGAGAUACAAAGAAUUGCAGCUGAAGAAACCAGGGAAAACUGUGGCUGCCAUCAUCCAGGACAUGCAUUCCCAGAGGGAGAGGGACAUGUUCCGGGAAGCAGACAGAUAUGGCCCGGAAAGACCACGGUCACGCAGUCCGGUGAGCCGCUCGCUCUCCCCGAGGUCCCAUACUCCGAGUUUCACUUCCUGCAGCUCUUCCCACAGCCCUCCAGGCCCCUCCCGGACAGACUGGGGCAAUGGCAGAGACUCAUGGGAUCACUCUCCCUAUACCAGGAGGGAGGAAGAGCGAGAUCCGGCUCCCUGGAGGGAGAACGGAGAAGACAGGACAGACAUGUGGGUACAUGAUCGCAAACACUACCCCAGGCAACUGGACAAAGCCGAGUUAGAAGAGCGGCUUGAAGGAGGGAGGGGCCACAGAGAAAAGUACCUGAGGUCUGGGUCUCCCAGUCUGCUCCACUCUGUGUCCAGCUACAAAAACCGGGAAGACGGUUACUACCGGAAGGAGCCCAAAGCCAAGUUGGAUAAGUACCUAAAGCAGCAGCAGGAUGCUCUUGGGAGGUCCAGGAGGAAGGAGGAGGCCAGGCUUCGGGAGAGCAGAUACUCUCAGCCCGAGGACUCAAACAAGGAAGAUGGACUGGAGAUGAAGGUCAUCAGGGCCCCCGAGAGCGCCAAGGCCAAACAGAGUGAGAAAAAUAAAACCAAGAGACCGGACAGAGACCAAGAAGGAGCUGAUGAUCGAAAAGAAAACAAAAUGGCAGAGAAUGAGGCUGGAAUGGAAGAUAGCCCCCAAUCAUUGGGCAGGCAGAAGGGAACAGAGGCCUUGGAUCCAGAAAAUACCAGGAAAAAGAAGGAACAAGAUUGUGACAGUGAAAGUGAGGCAGAGGGGGAGAGCUGGUAUCCCACCAACAUGGAGGAGCUGGUCACUGUAGAUGAGGUGGGGGAAGAAGAUUUUAUCAUGGAACCGGACAUCCCAGAGCUGGAAGAAAUUGUGCUCAUUGACCAGAGAGACAAACCCUGCCCAGAAACAUGCCCUGGUGGGACAGACACCUUAGACCUGGACUUGGCCAAGGAAGGAGUCAAGAGUAUGGAUACUGGGGCUCCAGAAAUCAACAUCAAGUCAGUCAAAGAACUGCCUUCUGUUUCCGGGAGCUGCCCGGGUGACAUGGACGUGGAAACACUAGGCCUAAAUCGGGAUGCUGAGCGGAAGCCAGCUGAAUUUGAAACAGGCCACUCACUGACGGCUUCAGAUUGCUACGAGAAGGAGGCCACGGGAGCAGACGCAGAGGUUCGUCCGGACCCUGCAGUCCAGCAAAUGUCUUCCCCCAAGCCAGCAGAGGAGAGGGCCCAGCAGCCUAGCCCAGCUCUCGAUGACAUGGCCAGGGAGACCCCCGAAGAUGGGGCUUGUGAAGGCAGCGCUCUGGAGGAGAAAGCCAGCCCUGCCACUGAAAACGACCUCCAAAGCCAGGCUUGCCAAGGAGGAGUGACCCAGGAAAACUCCAGGUACAUGGAAAUGAAAUCCCUGGACACAAGGUCACCAGAAUACACUGAAGUGGAGCUGAAACAGCCCCUUUCUCUGCCUUCCUGGGAACCAGAGGAUGUGUUCAGUGAACUUAGCAUUCCUCUAGGGAUGGAGUUCGUGGUACCCAGGACUGGGUUCUAUUGCAAGCUGUGUGGGCUGUUCUACACGAGUGAGGAGAUGGCGAAGAUGAGUCACUGCCGCAGUGCUGUUCACUACAGGAACUUACAGAAGUACUUGUCCCAGCUGGCUGAGGAGGGCCUGAAGGAGGCGGAGGGGGCAGGCAGCCCCAGGCCUGAGGACAGUGGAAUCGUGCCCAACUUUGAGAGGAAGAAGUUCUGA